Suillus paluster is the source of this 1333-nucleotide messenger RNA. Its product is annotated as beta-lactamase-like protein. The record is from RefSeq and is a predicted model, not a curated record. Bases 151 to 1158 code for a protein of 335 amino acids. Lineage: Eukaryota; Fungi; Basidiomycota; Agaricomycetes; Boletales; Suillaceae. The transcript has 4 exons. Gene Ontology annotation, biological process: secondary metabolite biosynthetic process.
UUAGUAUGAUUAGUUACGUUCGAAUCUUCCGGAAGCAGUUCUCAUCACCCACUAGUAACCAUGCAACCGGUACCAGCGCUCAGCUGUGUCCAUUGUCCAUGAUUAAGCGGUGGUCAUCAACAGGCAAACUUGUAAAGCUGGACGAUCAUCAUGGAGACACUCGAGGUAUUGGAAUCCAUCACUAGGCUGAGCGACCGGGUAGUGAGAGUGCUGGGCCAGAACCCAGGUAAAUUCACGCUCCAAGGGACCAACACUUAUCUUAUCGGCGAGUGCAACCCCUAUACACUCAUCGACACAGGCGAAGGCAAAGACGCCUACAUUCCCCAGCUCGAAUCCGCCCUCAGCAACGCCUGCAAGCUUACGAACCUAAAUAAACCCCAUGUAUCCGACAUCAUCAUCUCUCACUGGCAUGGCGAUCACACAGGUGGGCUCUCCUCCGUCCUUUCGCUCCUGCGAAGAAUGUGGGAUGAGCGUGGCACCCCUUCCCCAUUCAAGCCACCCCGUAUCCACAAGUUUCCUCUUGUAAACGCGCCGCCGUCUGGCGCCGAUGCAACUAUCGCGCCCCCGCCCCCAGGUACAUACACCACCACCACCACCACCACCACCACCAAUGGUUCUUUCCUGCAUGACCUCGCAGACGGUCAGCUCUUCCAAAUAACUGGCUCCCCGUCGCCGAUGCGAGUCAUCCACGCCCCAGGCCACACCGCCGAUUCCAUCAGCCUCCACAUCCCAGACGACCACGCACUCUACACAGCUGACACCGUACUCGGUCAGGGUACUGCGGUGUUUGAGGAUUUAGGAAUGUAUAUAUCCUCCUUGCGCAAGCUCCUCGCUUUUCAAUCUGGUUAUACUGUGUUGUACCCUGGGCAUGGUCCUGUCGUCGCUGAGGGUCCUAAGCUCAUUGGUACAUACAUCACGCAUCGCAUGGAGAGGGAGGCACAGAUUGUUAGCAUCAUGGAGAAACCUAGUCCUGAUGGACAGCCUUGGUCUACAUGGGGAAUUGUAUCUACGAUAUAUUCUGCGUACCCGCAGAAUUUAUGGGAGCCUGCUGCGCGAAGCGUGGACCAGCAUCUUGGGAAGCUUCAGGCCGAGGGCAAGGUGAAGAGGCUUGAGGGUGAAGGCAAGGAUGUCAAAUGGGAGUUACUAGCGAAGUUAUGAAGGAGAAAGCGAAAAGGCCUUAUUUCUCCACAUUUAUCAAAGCUACGGGAAGAAUAUAUCAUGAAAUAGAUCGUGCAUACAAUGUAUUAUACAGUAACAUAUCCACUGACAUUAUAGCGCAUCAAAAUUGAUAUGAUGCGAUGUCCUCCUCCGUUCCAGCUCAUCCUCCCUCUUC